AAAAUGGAUGUUUCCAACGCUUACAGACGAUUAAGUUUCUCUCCAUCAACAUCAACUCAAAACAGAGCAGCAUCUCGCCUUACGAAAGAAAAAAUUGACGAAAUUUUGCAAAGUCCUUAUGAAACUGAUUAUACUUACUCUUAUACUUAUUCGUAUAAACCAAAUGGAAGUAGAGAAUAUAUACAUCCAAGACUUUGUCGAAGAUUCACUUCUACGCCUGGCCAGAUUGAAAAACAAAAUAUUUUUCUAAAAAUUUUGAUUAUGCUUUAG
Molecule: messenger RNA, 270 nt
Organism: Meloidogyne enterolobii
Lineage: Eukaryota; Metazoa; Nematoda; Chromadorea; Rhabditida; Meloidogynidae
Source: the annotation of a GenBank genome assembly